Molecule: messenger RNA, 3344 nt
Organism: Verruconis gallopava
Lineage: Eukaryota; Fungi; Ascomycota; Dothideomycetes; Venturiales; Sympoventuriaceae
Exons: 2
Coding region: 393-3005 (870 amino acids)
Biological process (GO): DNA-templated transcription; regulation of DNA-templated transcription
Molecular function (GO): DNA binding; zinc ion binding; DNA-binding transcription factor activity, RNA polymerase II-specific
Source: RefSeq, a predicted model, not a curated record
CGUCACUGUGGUGCUCUUUGCUUUCAUGCUCUGGCCGCCGUCGCUUCGCCCGUUCUCGCUCCUACACAAUUCUCCAGUCCUUUGUCCACCACCGCCUUCUGCCUUCUCCCUCCUUUCUCGCUGUCGCAUUCAUUUCCCCCCUUUCAAGCUUCCCCAGUCCUUGCGGCUUCCGCAACUCCCUCUACCAAUCGCGCCCAAACCGAGCACGGAGCUGUUCCGAAAGCGCUCCAUCUGGUUCUGCCUAGACUAGCAAAUUCCGACACGGGCAAGUCCUUCCAUCUGUGGAGUAAUAGUCAUUUAAUGUGUGCGCGAGCGCACGUUUCUUUUCUCUUUUUUUUUUUUCGCCUGACCGGUGAUUCGAAUCUACACGUCCCUUCUGCUUGAGGGAAGUCAUGGCAGACGACCCCUUCGACGAGAUAUAUCUCGACCGCAUUGCGGGAGCGGCCGCAAUGACGCACGACGAAAACUACUCCAUCCUCCGCUCCCCGUCCAUGCACAACGACCAGAACAAGGUACACAAAUCGUCAGUGUCGGCUGGCUCACCAAGUGGUGCCAAUGGCCUCAAUCCGCGAUCGUGCGUGACCUGCCGCAAGCGCAAAGUCAAGUGCGACAAGAAGCCAAGAUGUACAAACUGCGUCAAGGCUAAUAUAGAGUGCGUCUACCCUGCACCAGGGCGGGCUCCGCGCAAGCCUCGCAAGACCCCAGAUUCGGAGCUCAUGGAACGGUUGAAAAAGCUCGAGGGCGUCGUGCAAAUGCUGGGCUCUCAGGUGCCGGACGAGGACAAGCGAACCACGUUAAAGGAAAGUGCGGAAGGCGAGAAGGCUGCCGAGCAGCUGUCUCAGGACGAGAAGAUCGCAAAGGCGUGCAAGGAACUAAAAGAACUCAGGAGGCAAAAGUGGGAGCAGGACAAGGACAAGAAGCCGCCGCCGCAGACGGGCCUCGAGAAGAGGUUCGGCCGGCUUGUCGUGGACGAGGGCAGAAGUCGAUAUAUCAACCCCAGCUUCUGGGCAAGCCUCAGCGACGAGGUGGAGAACAUUAAAGAGAUGCUGAACGACAGCGAGGAAGAAGACGACAGGGACUACCCUUCCCCAGAAACGACUCAUUCGUCCUCUAGCCACCAGGGCUUUGUGUUUGGCUUUAGCUCACAAAGCGUCGACAUGAAGGAGCUCCAUCCUCCUCCCGAACACAUACCCAUUUACUGGAGGAUAUUCAGGGAGAACGUCGACCCGCUCGUGAAGAUUAUUCAUGCGCCGUCCAUGGAACCGACAAUUCUUCAAGCGAAAGACGGCCUAGAUAAAAUCCAUCGUGGUCUAGAAUGCCUCAUGUUCGCAAUAUACUACGGGGCCGUGACUUCGAUGUGGGAAGAAGAGUGCAAGGCCUUCUUCUCCGAGGAUAAAUCUGUGCUCCUUACCAGAUAUCGGUUCGGCGUCGAGCAAGCACUUGCUCGAGCGGACUUUCUUCAGACAGAUGAAAUGAUAGUCCUUCAAGCUUUUGUCCUGUUUCUCAUCUGUUUGCGUCGUAACGAUGACGCCCGCGUUAUCUGGACCUUGACAGGUCUUGUCGUCCGCAUGGCGCAAACAUUGGGUUUACAUCGUGAUGGUACUCAUUAUGGUCUGCCACCUUUUCAGAUUGAAAUGCGGCGUAGACUGUGGUGGCAGAUAUGCAUUCUCGAUUCCCGAGCGAGCGAAGACCAUGGCGCCGACCCUACCAUCAUCGAUCAAUUGUUCGAUACGCAAAUGCCGAUCAAUGUGAAUGACGAGGAUCUUGAUCCAAACAUGGCGUCUCUUCCCGAAUCCAAGACUGGUUGUACGCAGAUGACGUUUGGGUUGAUUCGGUUCGAAAUUUCAAAUACGCUUCGAAGACUGCAGUACGUGCCUCCAGGGCCAAGACGGUGCAACAAGUUUUUCUCCGAAUUAAGCGUUGAAAAGAAGGAGCAAUGGGUUCGAGAGCUACACGAGCGGCUCGAGAAUCAAUACUUGAAAGAUACGGACAUGAGUGUGCCACUGUACUGGGUUGUUGCAACUAUAUCUAGACUGAUCAUGUCGAAGCUCUGGCUGAUCAUAUACCAUCCUUUUCAGCGACUAGACGGAGGCUCAAGCCUCCCCCAAGAAGUGAGGGACAAAUUGUUCUCAACUUCGCUCGAAAAUUGCGAGUAUUCCAUCUUGCUCGAGACAGAGGAAAAGACUAAGCGCUGGGGCUGGCUGUUCCGAACAUAUACGCAGUGGCAUGCUAUCGCAUUCAUGCUUUCGGAGUUGACCGUUCGGACGCUUGGGCCUGAGGUAGACCGUGCAUGGAAGGUCAUUGACUACAUGGUGAAAAGACGGUGGGCGGAUGACCAAGUCGAUUCGCAUUCGAACAAGUUAAAGAGCCAUCUGUGGAAACCGCUUAAGAAGCUAAUGGAAAGGGCGAGAAAAGCGCACGAGGAGGCUUUGCAGAAGCAGAACCAAAAGUCCCUCCCUGCCGAAGAGUCAUUGGCAGACCUCGAGCGUACGAGUAGUAUUAUGAACAUGGAUUUGAGCGUGGAUCGCUUGUUCCCAGAGUUGCAAGCGACAAAUGACGAAGGUUUUGAUUUCGCGAACACUACGACGAGGAGCAGUGCCGCUCAGCUACCAUCCACAGGCCUAAUCUCACCCUCCUCUUCUGUCUCCCCCGCGCAAAACUAUGAUCCUACGGUCGCCAAUCUCGUCACAACCAUGCCGACUCCUAUGGCCAGUAGUGGCGCAGCCAUGUCCUCUGCUGGCAACCCUAUCGCUUUUCCCUCAAUGUCCAUAGAGUGGUACAUGAAUGGGAAUCAGACGUCGGGAAACAGCAUCAAUUUUGACACAGACCUGAGCAAUUUCGAAGGGUCCACCGAGAGUCCGCUCCUGCCCGACGGAAGCGUCAAUUGGACUUCUUGGGAUAACCUCGUGGCGCAAUAUGGCAUGGAUGUCAGUGAAAACCAAAACAAUAAUGGACAGCCCUUCCCGAUCGCCAACCCGUUUUCGAGCAUCACGCAAUGGUAUUAACCGUGUGUAGUGCGUUGUUCUCUUCGACAAUUUUUUGAAGAUAGUUUAAUGACUAUGGGCUCUGAUUGGAAAUGUCUACUCUCAUACUUUAAUGACGGUAUAUGUAUUAUUAUAGACGCAGAUCAGGAGAACAAGAGCAUAUGCAUAAUAACAUCCUUAACCAACUAGCAAUUACGACCAGUUCUUCAUUUCUCGCCCUGAGACAUGACAUUCUUGGCUGGAAGACUGUCCAUUUGUCGUGCACAUCAUUCUUCUGAAGGAGUGUUUUUUUUUUUCUUUUUGUAUUGGAAUAGUGACAAGGUGAUGUAAAAAACAUAGAUCAAAGAAGAACUUCGAGAC